Penicillium malachiteum is the source of this 1599-nucleotide messenger RNA. Its product is annotated as NAD-dependent succinate-semialdehyde dehydrogenase. The record is from RefSeq and is a predicted model, not a curated record. Bases 1 to 1599 code for a protein of 532 amino acids. Gene Ontology annotation, biological process: GABA catabolic process. The transcript has 4 exons. Gene Ontology annotation, molecular function: succinate-semialdehyde dehydrogenase (NAD+) activity. NCBI's taxonomy places the organism in Eukaryota, Fungi, Ascomycota, Eurotiomycetes, Eurotiales, Aspergillaceae.
AUGGAGCGAAUCAUCCGCCCCGUGUCCCGGCAACUCCUGCGUCCUCAUCUUCGAUAUCCCUUUUCUAUUCCCCCGUCCGUCGCUGCGAAGAGACUCUACACCAUGGGACACAGCAAGCCUGAGUUGAAAGAUCCGUCUCUCUUCAUUGAGAAAUGCUAUGUGAAUGGCGAAUGGGUUGGUGCCCAAUCUGGCAAAACCUUUGAGGUCCACGACCCUGCUACCGGACAACUUAUCGGAAAAUGCCCGGAAUUCGACCCCGCAGAUGUCGAAAAGGCGAUUGAGGCUGCCUCGGCCGCUUUCCCUUCCUUCCGUACAACCCUGGCCCGCGAGCGCGCCCGGAUGCUCCGUCGAUGGUACCAACUGAUGAUUGAUAACGCCGAGGAUUUGGCGAAACUAAUUACCUGGGAGAAUGGCAAGCCCCUCGCUGAUUCUAGGGGCGAGGUCAACUAUGCCGCCGCUUUCUUCGAAUGGUUCAGCGAGGAGGCACCUCGUAUCUAUGGUGACACUAUUCCGGCUUCAGUGCCCGGUAAUCGUGUCAUUACACUAAAGCAGCCCGUUGGUGUUUGCGGUCUGAUUACACCUUGGAACUUCCCAGCUGCCAUGAUCACCCGCAAAAUUGCCCCCGCCCUGGCGGCUGGUUGCACAGUUGUGGCAAAGUCUCCUCAGGAGACUCCAUUCACUGCAAAUGCCCUCGCAGAGUUGGCUCACCGUGCUGGUAUUCCCAAGGGCGUUGUCAACAUUGUCACAGCCUCGGAGAAUACCCCGGCAGUGGGUGAGCUGAUCACCACACACCCAGAAGUGCGCAAGGUGUCCUUCACCGGGUCCACAAAUGUGGGUCGCAUCCUCAUGAAGCAGGCUUCAUCUACCAUUAAGAAGGUCUCAUGGGAGCUGGGCGGUAAUGCGCCCUUCAUUGUCUUCGAUGAUGUUGAGGACCUUGAUGCUGCUGUAGCAGGCGCUAUUGCCUCGAAGUUCCGUAGCUCUGGCCAGACCUGUGUCUGUGCGAACCGGAUCUACGUGCAAAAGGGUGUGUACGAUGAAUUUGCCAAGCGAUUUGCGGCCAAGGUCAAGGAAUUCAAGCUCGGAGCUGGCUUCGAGGAUGGCAUUACUCACGGGCCCGUCAUUCAUGAGCGUGCCGUGGGCAAGGUGCACGAGCAUAUUCAGGAUGCUACCAGCAAGGGCGCUCAGAUCCUUAUUGGUGGUAAGAAGGCCUCCGCGCUGGGCCCUAACUUCUACGAGCCCACUGUCCUUGCUGGUAUGACUAAGGACAUGCUCAUUGCCUCUGAGGAGACUUUUGGUCCGGUUGCUGGUCUCUUCUCCUUCGAGACUGAGAAGGAGGUUGUGGACCUGGCCAACAAGGCCGAGGUUGGUCUCGCCGGUUACUUCUUCAGUGGAAAUGUUCGCCGUAUUUUCCGUGUUGCUGAAGCCUUGGAAGUUGGUAUGGUCGGUGUCAACACUGGCUUGAUUAGUGAUGUGGCUUCACCAUUUGGUGGUGUUAAGCAGAGCGGUUUUGGCCGGGAAGGCAGUAAGUAUGGUAUUGAUGAGUUUAUGGUUAUUAAAAGCGUUACUUUCGGCGGCAUGGGAGAGCCUCUACAAGCAUAA